Pieris rapae (cabbage white) is the source of this 2457-nucleotide messenger RNA. It is a transcript of the gene EloC, whose product is annotated as elongin-C. The record is from RefSeq and is a predicted model, not a curated record. Gene Ontology annotation, cellular component: elongin complex. The transcript is spliced from 4 exons. The coding region runs from base 166 to 609 and encodes 147 amino acids. Lineage: Eukaryota; Metazoa; Arthropoda; Insecta; Lepidoptera; Pieridae. Gene Ontology annotation, molecular function: protein-macromolecule adaptor activity. Gene Ontology annotation, biological process: ubiquitin-dependent protein catabolic process.
AAAUUAUGAUCGAAAUGUCAACUUUGAAUCUGAUUUUCUAACCUACUUGAUAAUUUAGAUUAUUUUACAUUUUUAAGAAAUUAACGAUUUAAGUUUUACUUUAAGUCUCAACUAUUACGCAACAUAUUAUUUGGGAUCAGCAAAUAAAUAAUACAGAAUAUCAAAAUGUCUGAAGCUAAUGUUGGAUCAGCUCCAGCCUCAGGCGGAGCAUCUGCAACUAGUGUUGCUGAAGAACAGCGUUCUGGAAGCGCUGCCACAGGAUUUGGCUCUGUGGCAUCAGAAGAAAAAGUGUAUGGUGGUUGUGAGGGUCCAGAUGCAAUGUAUGUAAAGUUGGUAUCAUCUGAUGGUCAUGAAUUUAUUGUAAAACGGGAGCAUGCGCUUACAUCUGGAACAAUCAAGGCCAUGCUUAGUGGUCCAGGACAGUUUGCUGAGAAUGAGGCAAACGAAGUUAACUUUAGAGAAAUACCAUCACAUGUGUUGCAAAAAGUAUGUAUGUACUUUACAUACAAAGUGCGCUAUACAAACUCUUCAACGGAGAUACCAGAGUUCCCUAUUGCACCAGAGAUUGCCCUGGAACUCCUUAUGGCUGCAAACUUCCUCGAUUGUUAAUUUGAAUUGGCAUGCACUAAAUUACUUGCGCUUAGAGUUAAGCUAAAACAGAGCCACAUAUCCAGAUGUGAGAAUGUGUCAACCAUGCCAGUUUAUAUUGUAGUUGUCGUUAUGUUUGAUAUGAAUAACAUACUGUUUGGCAGUCUACACUGGUAUUAGACACAUAUAUUAACCUCAAUUCCAUAUUCUAAACAAAUAUGGCAAAACAGGAAUAAUUAUAUUUCUCGGUUUACGGCUGUUCAAGUAUUAUGUAGUAAGAUUAACUGCAAUUUAUUCAUCCCUAUCCUCUUGUCAGCAAAAGUAAGCAAACCUCUUUAAAAAUAAUAGUACAUAAACAUAUUAAAUUUUUUGUAGGAAUCCUUGAUAAUACAUUUCAUUUCAAGCAUAGACAAGCAUGCGUGGGUAAUUUAUGUAAAAAAGUAAACAAUUAUUGUUUCCCGUAAUCCCGAAAUAAGGAAAUCAAUAACCCACCAUAUUGUGCUUACAUUAUACUUGAAUGAGAAAGAAGAAAAAAUAGAAAAGAAAAUUUGCCAUAUUUGAUUAACAGGAUACAGGACACGAUAUGAAUUGGAAUUGAUUUAUGAAUACUGGUAGUGCCCUCUAUUAUCAUUUAGCAUUAAUUUAGGUAACAUGAUGAGACUCUAAGUGUUAAGCGAGUCGGUGCAGAUACUGUAUUUGGGUGCUUGUAGACUUGUUCAUCUGAAUAGUAGACAACUGUUUAAAUAUAUUGCAGCCAAAAUCUUCUACAUUGCCACGAAGGCGCAUUUUAUUUUUAAUUUUAAAACUAUUGUCUACAGAGGUUCUAUCAUACAAUGGGGUAAUGUGUUACAAGACUUAAGAUACAUACGCGUCUUUGUGAAUUUUUAGUCUUAAAACGAGCACCCUCUGCUGUUUUUCAAAAUUAUUUUUUUACGAUUUAGCCACAGAAUUUAACACUCUUAUGAGUAUUUUUACUGUAAUUUUUUUAAGUAGUAACGAAACUUCAAGUAAGAACAUCUACGGCUAUCCAAAGGUUUGGAAUAGCCUGGAUCUAGUUGAAUUUGUACAUUGUACAUGUUUUCUAAAAAUGGCUUUAAUUUUUAAGGGUUUGCCGCUUUAAAUCGACAUGUGUCAUAUGUAUGAAGAUUGACAUUGACAUUGAUGUGAAGUGUUUUUGAUUUGUAUAAAAUAUAAAAAUUGUUUAAUCGCGCUUCUAAUACCAAAAUAAAGUGUUUGCUUUAAUAAUAAGAUUUCAAAUACGUUUUACAAAACGAUAUGUCAAGAGUCAUUUCAGACAAUUGAGGUUUUGGAAGCCUGUUUUUUUGUUUAAAAUUUUAUUUGUCGUAAUAACUUAGCUAAUAUGAAAGUGUGGCCGAUGGAUAAGUCAAAUUAAUUUUAAUAUGAAUUCAUAAACAGAUGAACAAUGACGGAAGUGUAGACGAUUCGUCUCGUGAUCUAACAAUAAUUAAUCACAGCAUGUAAUUUGGCAAGAUUUUGCGAGAAAAAUGUUAAACAACCAUUUCAUUUUGUAUACCGCUGAUUUGUUCAAUAAUUUUUUUAAGUAUGGCAAUAGUUCGAUAUUAAAACGCUAAAUUAGCACCUAUAGUAAAUUUGUGAUUCUCGAAAAUCAGCGAUAUGCAAACUGGUUCUAUUUCAAAAGGCCCUUCAAAUAUUUUGUGGUAUAAUAUAUGAAUAAUUAACAACAUUAUUUAUGUUUGAUACUUGCAAAUAUAUAUUUCACUAUAAUUGCAUUUUCCUAUUGAGUAAUCUGUGGACAUUGUAUAAUUCAAUAAGUUAUGAUAAGAAUUUCCCUGGAUUAAAUUGUUUUUAUCAUUUGUAUGUUUUGCAAAUAAAUAUUAUUUCUUUUCA